Electrophorus electricus (electric eel) is the source of this 3620-nucleotide messenger RNA. RefSeq names its product forkhead box K2a (gene foxk2a). Gene Ontology annotation, biological process: regulation of transcription by RNA polymerase II. Gene Ontology annotation, molecular function: DNA-binding transcription factor activity, RNA polymerase II-specific; RNA polymerase II cis-regulatory region sequence-specific DNA binding; protein binding. The record is from RefSeq and is a predicted model, not a curated record. NCBI's taxonomy places the organism in Eukaryota, Metazoa, Chordata, Actinopteri, Gymnotiformes, Gymnotidae.
CUCUGUUGCGGCGGUGGGUCGGUGCCGCUGUCCCCGUGCUGGCACGCUCCUCCGCGUUUACCGUUUAUCUUUCGAUUUGAUUCCCCCCUCCCCCCUUUACGGCUAAAUUUCGAAAUUAGUUGCCCACUCAUAACAGCAAUCACCAAAUUCCCUUUCUAAAUAGCAAAUCGGCGUCAAAAAGAGUGAGAUCUAAAAAGAUGGCGGUGAGCGGGACGUCGGGGUCGGCGGUCGCCCGGCUGGAGGGCCGCGAGUUCGAGUACCUGAUGAAGAAGCGCUCGGUGACGGUGGGCCGGAACUCGUCGCAGGGCUCCGUGGACGUGAGCAUGGGCCACUCCAGCUUCAUCUCGCGGCGGCACCUGGAGAUCUUCACCGCGGCCGAGGACGGAGCCGGCGGCGGCGGAGACUUCUACCUGCGGUGCCUCGGCAAAAACGGGGUGUUCGUGGACGGGGUGUUUCAGAGGCGAGGGGCUGCCCCUCUGCAGCUGCCCCGAGUGUGCACGUUCCGAUUUCCCAGCACAAACAUCAAGAUCACGUUCACCGCCCUGUCAAACAACAAAAAAGACAGGAGGAACGCCCCGGAGUCUCCUGUGAAGUCGGUCCAACCCCAGAUCUCACCGCUAACCAUUAACAUUCCAGACAACAUUGCCCACCUGAUGAGUCCCCUGCCUUCUCCCACCGGCACGAUCAGCGCUGCCAACUCAUGUCCCUCCAGUCCUCGGGGGGCAGGGCUGUCCAGCUACAGGGUGGGCCGCGGCCUUGCAGCCGAGCUCAUUGGCGACAACUCCCAGUCUGAAAAUGAUAAAGAAGCCUCUGGCGGGGACAGUCCAAAGGAUGAUUCCAAACCACCAUAUUCUUAUGCACAACUGAUUGUUCAAGCAAUUACCAUGGCCCCAGAUAAACAACUCACUUUGAAUGGUAUAUACACCCACAUCACCAAGAACUACCCAUACUACAGAACAGCAGACAAGGGCUGGCAGAAUUCUAUUCGCCACAAUCUGUCCUUAAACCGUUACUUCAUCAAAGUGCCGAGAUCUCAAGAGGAGCCAGGCAAGGGCUCCUUCUGGAGGAUAGACCCCUCCACGGAGAGCAAGCUCAUCGACCAGGCCUUCCGCAAGCGCCGGCCGCGUGGUGUGCCCUGCUUCAGGACGCCCCUUGGGCCCUUGUCCUCCAGGAGUGCCCCCGCUUCUCCUAACCACACGGGGGUGCUGUCCGCCCACUCCAGCGGCGUGCAGACUCCGGACAGCCUGUCGCGGGAAGGCUCACCCGUUCCGGCCGAUCCAGAGCCCAUUCCUGCCCCCGCUCCAGCUGCCACCGUUCAGCCGAAACUAGCCGUCAUCCAGGAGGCGCGUUUCGCGCAGAACACACCAGGCUCGCCAGUCACCAGCCAGCCAGUGCUGAUUGCCGUACAGAGGCAGCUCCCUCAGACGCUGAAACCCAUGACGUACGCCGUUACCACGGCGCCUGCCACCACCACCUCCGCCGGCCAGCAGCCCGUCGUGCAGACAGUCCACGUUGUGCACCAGAUCCCCACCGUUUCCGUCGCUGCCGUGGCGGGCUUCGCUGCUCCGGCCGACGGCCAGGCGGACCCGCAGGAGAACGGCGACCACCAAGAAGUCAAAGUGAAAGUCGAAGCCAUGCCCACCACCAUCACGACGACCUCUAUAGGUGGAGCCAGUCGUAUCCUUCAGACAUCCCAAGCCACGCCCAUACAGACGGUCACAAUAGUGCAGCAAGCGCCGCUGGGUCAGCACCAGCUCCCUGUGAAGGCCAUAACACAAAAUGGCACCCAUGUGGUGGCUGCAAUCCAAGGAUCCACAUCCACGGCGAGUCCCCUCCACAUGCUGGCCACCCACGCCUCGGCCUCCGCCUCGCUGCCCACCAAGCGGAUGAGCGGCGAGCUGGCCGAGCCACCCGAGCCCAAGCGCCACAAGGCCGACGACGGCGGGGACGCCGCGGCAGAGAGGGACGCCACCGCCUAGGGACGCCGCAGCCGUGACCUUUGGCCUCACAGACCGUUUUUCCGUAGUUGAGCCCGCCCGCCACACCUCCGUCAUCCGUCAUUCAGUCCAAGGUGCCAAAGGGUGAAGCAAGAGGCAGGAGAGGAUUGCGGAGUGAAAUUCCGAAGAUGGUAGGGACAUGCAGUACUCAAGGAAGUAGUUCCCGAGGCUGUUGCGAGGAGGACAACUGAACGUGGACAGUAGGAGAGCAUCAGGAGGCCUUUUAAAGAAAUAUUUAAUUACACACAGACAUAUGCAUAUAUAUAUAUUGACAUGGCGUACUUAAAGCUACAGAAUAUAUUUUAGAUCAAACCUGGGCACAACCUCGUAGGAAGUCCCAUGCCUCCAUCUCUACUACCUCUGGGCAGAACUUGGAUAGUGGAGAGAUCUUGACCAAGAUGGAUUUUGCUUUCCCCAGAAGAACUGCUGGCAGCCUAACGAGCUGGAAGUUCAAUUGAAAUGAAUCCGUUUAAAAUUGCCUGGGGCUCCAGGUAUCCUCCAAGCAUUUCUGUGUAUGCAGGUAAUUAUUCCUUCUGGGCUCAUCAACUAUGGUUUUCCUUAACUGUAGCAUAACUACUCGAUGGAUUUACAUUGUAUAUACAGUAGAUCUAAUUUAUAGGCACAAGUCCUAUCCAACAGGUUGUUGAAUAUACUGAGCAUAUGGGGAGAAGACAAGAAUUUUUGAAGAGGUCAGAUAAGAACUUGCCAAACAGUAAAUGACAAACCUACACACAGUGGCAACCUAUGGGUUGUUUUUGGUGUUCUUUUUGUUUUUAGUCUUUGAACAUGAGCUUGGUUCUCUUUGGUAAUGGUAGAAUGGGGAACUUUUCCCCUAUCAUGGCAGCUAGCCUCAAUGUCGACCUACCUACCUAAUGCAGUCUUUAGUAGAUAUGCAGUAAUUUGUUGUACAUGUGUAUCUUAUGAUAUUAUUUGUCUGUAUUGUUCUCCAUGGCACAGAUAUUCAACAACAAGAACAACAACAACAAAAAAAAAAACCGCAAUGUUAACGUGAGGUCAUUGGCAUUUUAUAAAAACAUGGACUCGGAUGUUUAUGAAAAUGAAUGUAGUAGCUUCCUCAAAAAAACACUAUUCAUAGAGGACUUGUGUUACUUCUGUUGAAUCAAAUCCAGAUGUUUUCUCACAUUCUCAGUUUUUUUUUUCUUCCAUUUUUCAUUUUAAACAAAUAACCUAUGAGAUAAGAAAUAUAUUUCCACUUGUAUUUCAUUAAAAUAUUUCAUCCAAGCUUGCAUGAAAAAUGUGUAGAGAAAAAUAUACAGUACCUGAGUUGGUUCCUUAGAAAGGAAGUGGGAAGGAAGAAGGGACAUGAGACUUGAGAAGACCUGCCUCCCAUAUGGACCAUUACUGCACUUAAAUCGUUAAUGCCAUUUCCUUUGCUCCCUCAACCCUGUUUAUGUUUCCAGUAUGUCCUUGGCUGUGUGUUAACUAUGUGUUACAGUUGACGGUCUCUUUGCCUGUUUAAUAUUAUUUUACUUUGUUCAGACAGCUGAAAAAGUUCACUCAGACCAUACGUGUUCCACAAAAAAAAAGUACUAGAUGUUCUUCAGCUUUGGUGGGUAAAUGCAUUUUUUACAUAAAUUAAAAGCUCCAUAAUUUCUGUUCUCA